Messenger RNA from Lolium perenne, 519 nucleotides. RefSeq lists its product as uncharacterized. Gene Ontology annotation, cellular component: cytoplasm; nucleus. NCBI's taxonomy places the organism in Eukaryota, Viridiplantae, Streptophyta, Magnoliopsida, Poales, Poaceae. Gene Ontology annotation, molecular function: nucleic acid binding; 3'-5' exonuclease activity. The record is from RefSeq and is a predicted model, not a curated record. Gene Ontology annotation, biological process: nucleobase-containing compound metabolic process.
AUGGUGAAGCUCGUGCACGCCCUCGACUUCCCUCGAUCUGAAGUCUACUACGAUGUCAUCAAAAAGAUGAAUUUCAAGGUCACGUACACCCUCCGUGCGAAGAGGGUGGAGAGGUGGAUCUGCGCCGUCAAGAGGGAUAUCCUCGACGCCGCGAAAAUCAAGGUCGUGGGCUUCGACUGCGAGUUCACCGACCCUCGCGAGGGUAGAGCUAAUCAAUGCGCCGCCGUCCUUCAACUCUCCGUCGCACAAGAGACUUUGGUCUUCCAUAUUGUUCAUGCUGAUGAAGUGCCACAACUUCUCAUCGAUUUCCUUGCGGACAAGAACAUCAGAUUCUGUGGCGCGGCAAUCCACAAUGAUGUGAAUAUGUUGCAUACCUACGGAAUUAUUGGUAUUCCGUCUGCGAUCAACCUCCAUCAGAUCCUCCGGAACCCCGUCCCAAAUAAGCAGACUCUGGGUUUCUAUUAUUUGGAAAAUCAUUAUAUUGGGACGGGUCUCGAGCAGAAGAAGUUUAAUAAGUAG